Messenger RNA from Geodia barretti, 924 nucleotides. The record is from the annotation of a GenBank genome assembly. NCBI's taxonomy places the organism in Eukaryota, Metazoa, Porifera, Demospongiae, Tetractinellida, Geodiidae.
AUGUAUUAUAUCUACUGCAAUGAUUUGGAGCGGAAAGGUUUCAAGGUUGUAGCGAUACCCGAAGAUGACGAAGGACUUGACACCGAACUUCUGAAGGCAAAACUUACAACACUCGGUGACGAAAGCGCAGCGAUCCGCUUCUUCUACGUUGUGACUGUCAACAACCCUACCUGCACGAUCCUGUCCAAUAACCGUAAAGCGGAACUGGUCGAUAUUGUUACUCGGCUAUCGUCCGAAGUUGGACGGAAAAUUCCACUCUUUUUUGAUAACGCCUAUCACGAUCUCGUGCAUGACAGCACCGUCGAACCUUUGGCGUCAGCGUUAUGCUACGACGAUCUUGGCAUCGUCUACGAGAUCGGCACGUUGUCAAAGAUUCUUGCCCCAGGGUUGCGUAUCGGCUACCUUAUCGGUUCCAAAGGCCCCUUCCUCAACAGCAUCAUCCAGCGUACAAGCGAUAUCGGCUUCAGCGCGCCAUUAAUCAAUCAAGAAAUUGCCAGCUACCUGCUCGACAACGGUAUUGAAGCACAGAUUGAGAAGGUCAAUAACGGGUAUCAGCAGAAGGCGAAACAGGUCAAAACAUGGAUAGCAGAAUUGCUUGGCGAUAAUAUUCAGGAGUGCCGCGGUGGGAGUGCUGGGUUCUACUUCUAUUUGACACUGGCAAAUACGGCAACAGGUGCAACCUCCGAUUUUUUCAAAUUUCUGACGCGGACGACUGGACAGGAAGCGGUUGACGGACCGUUAGAUUCCCAACAUCCCAAGGUGAUUUACAUACCCGGUGAGCACUGCGUCCAUCCAAACGGCGAUAUGGUCGAGGUCGGAAAGCGACAAUUACGCAUAUCUUACGGGUUUGAAGAACUCCCUCAGAUUCACACAGCGUUGAAACUCAUGAAAUCUGCGAUAGGCUAUAGCCAAGAAAAUUUAUAG